This is a messenger RNA of Anneissia japonica, 3417 nucleotides long. RefSeq lists its product as uncharacterized. The record is from RefSeq and is a predicted model, not a curated record. Lineage: Eukaryota; Metazoa; Echinodermata; Crinoidea; Comatulida; Comatulidae. Bases 1195 to 2682 code for a protein of 495 amino acids. The transcript has a single exon. Gene Ontology annotation, molecular function: protein binding.
CCUCUAGCGGACACACCCGGAGGUGUCGGUGCAUUGGAUCUGAAACGCACAAUGCUCGCUUUUCACUGAACUGACACCAUAAAAACCAACGCCUUUAAAGUCUUAGAAUUAAUCCAUCACUAUUUCGUUCAUAAAAUAUUUGGGUUGUGUCGCAGAUAAAAGAACUGGUUAUGCCGAUGAAGCGUUACUUCUUAAAGGUAGGCUACCUUUUAUUCGGAUACUUGAAGUAUUGUACAGUACUGUUUUGUUGAAUUAAGCAAAUAACCCCAGAGGCACUGAUUGGAUCGCAACAGUAGGUGGGUACAAACAAUACCAUUCGGAGCAUACAAGAUAAGGCACCAUUGUUAAAUCAUAUUGGACAGGACAUGUUUGUAAAUACUUCUCAGAUUGUGUUGUUAAUCUACAAGAUAGCAACCAGUUCAACUGUCAAUAACAAAAAAAAAUUGUGAGUGGAUCCAUUUCUCUUUUGACAAUCGAACUCGAAAAUUUGAACAGAUGAAAUCAAGAAGGUAAUGUGGACGUCUCAAAAAAAGGAACGCCGGCACAUCAGCCAAGUAAAUUUUUCAUUAGCUGCCGAAAAUUAUGUCAUUCAUUCGCUUAAUUUAACAUGGAAACGUUACUACAGCAACCACGUCGACCUGACCUUAGCAUGACACUUACUUCAUAUUGAACCAGUUUCAAGAUACACCUAUUGCCAAGGGACAGAUCGACGCGCCGUAUUGAACGCGAUUUAAUCGUCCAAAAAAUUAAAUGAUGGAUUCAAAGUUUUUUUUUCUGUUCAAUUAAAAUCGAUUUCGUUGCAUUAUGACGUCAUAACGCCCAUUAAUAAAUAUAAAUACGUUUGUCAGAUGUUUAAUUUACACUUGACCUGAAUAUAGGCCUUUUCCGAGUUGAGAUAUCUGCUGUCUGUAGGCCUGCGUAUUGUAUUGUGAACGACCGAGCCGUGACGGAAACACUGCGUUUAAUUUCUACAGAAAACCAGGGAAUUUAAUGGUCUAGACUGGAGUAAAUCAGCUAUUCACGUAACCUUUCACAAACAAUUUCAUGUUAAACAAUAUUUAUGACCGGGACUGGCGAUGACGUCGUGGAGUGCGUGCAAAACUGUCGUUACCAUGGAUUUGUUUUGAGCCGUUGACGACUGUUGCAAAGAAAGUAGGACUUUUAUCGGUGUAUUUUAGCGUUUUAUAGUCAGCCAUGACUAACAGGUUGUUUGAUGCUGUAGCGUCCAUUCGCUAUCGCCAAAUAGAAAUACUUCUUCAGUGUGGAGUUGAUAUAAACAGUAAAAAUCAUGAAGGUAAAACUGUACUUAUGAUAGCAUGUGAUAUACAAGAUGACAAGAAACGGUAUAAAAUGUUCCGCUAUUUAGUACACAAGGGAUCGGACGAAUUUGAAACAGAUCAGGAAGGGGUAAGCGUCUUUCAGCACGCAUGUCGAGCCGGGAGGACAAAGAUACUAAAGAGGAUGAUGAAGGAAAAGGGCCUACGGUUUGUUCAUUUAUCAUGGAAGGACAAUCACAACCGCUGUGCAUUGUUUCAUGCCGUAUUGUGCGGUAAAAUAGAUAUUGUCCGAAGGAUACUUAUAGCCAUGAAAAAUCAGGGAAUUUCGAUUGAUCAGGUUGACGCAGAUGGUAACACAUCUUUGAUUCUUGCAUACAAGCGAAAAUUUCCUAAAAUAGCGGAACUGUUACUUAACGAAGGGAAUGCAAACCCAAGAAUAUGUGACCGAGAGCGUCACCUUAGUGCCGCCGAAUGGGCCGAGGUUUGUGACAAUGAACUAGAUGAGGAAAAGAAAAUCAAAAGUGAAAAACACCGUGAGAAAAACAUGAUUUUUCCUAGAAUAGAUCAUGUGGUAUUUAGACGUAAACAGGCAAAGAAAAGACAAAAUUACAUGUAUCGGUUACCAUUAAUGGAUGAUAAUAUCACUGAAAAUAGCCUCGAUUCCUAUCGAGGUAAUGCGCAUAUCCAAAGGUAUCCACUUAGCAAGUCUUGGGCAGGAAUCCAAAGCCAAACACAAACAUCAGAAAGUGCAGUGUAUUCGCACGUGACAAGAGGCAAUCAGAUGCAGUCUGACCACGGAAAGUCCAUAGAUUCUGCCAUGGAGCUUCUUGAACUGGCAUCAAGAGCUGGAGGUAAAAGACACUAUGCAACGUCAUUUGUUGGCAGUGAACUUGACACCACUAAAUCAUCAAUGGAUGAUGGCAACAUGAUCUCUAGUAUGAUGGCAACUUAUUCAAUUCAAAACUCUCAGUCGUUUAGGAAGACAGUAAAACCACAACCAAAACCGAUCCCGCGUGCGCCUACAAGAGACAAAAAGCGUGUCUCCACAUUAGCCAUUAUUAUGAACAGAGGAAGCAGGUCGUCACUGACGGGAUCGCGGGGACGCAGGGGAUCUCGUCCAACGUCUCGAGUCUCAGGUAAGGCUUCUAAAAGACAAUCUAGGCCUGCUACUCGUCAAAAGAAAAAUGGCCAACAUUCGUCGAACAAUCAAAGGAGAUCCUCGACAGUUCAGGUGCAGAAUGCAGAUUUUCAUAAACCAUCAGCAUCUGGCGACGUCAAUUUCAGACGAUCACUUGAACUAAUACCUGAAGAAAACGCAUCAAAUAAAACACAGUCCAAGAAAUCGCUAAGACACAGUCAGUUUCCGGAUAUAGGAAUUCGCUUGGUGACACAAGGCGUGAGGUGAUAACAAUUUCGAUUUAAGUUAUUCUAAGUCACCAGUGCCAUUCUGCUAUUGUGUUUUUCAUGGAAUAUAUUACGCAGCAUUACAUGUUUAGACGAGCGCAGCAGUUAUUAUAAUAAAACUCGAAAAAUUAUAUUAUUUUAAUGCAUUUGUUAUCAAAGAGAAUUUACCAAAAUAACCCAUAAGCAAUUAAUUUUCAUUGUGUGCUCAAAUAAGCAUAUAUUGAGGAGUUAUUAUGUCGUCAUUAUAACUUUAAUAGUAUUAAAAUCUAAACACUUCUAAUUGUCAUCAUGCCUCUUCAAAAUAAUGAUUGUUCGCUUUUAUACAAUUUAUCAAAAUAUAGUUAUUUGCUUACAUAAGAAGACGUGAUUUACUUUCCUUUGCUAUGUUUUACUAUCAAUGUUUGACUAUGUAGGGAUAAAAUGAAUAUAAAUGUAAUGGACUAUGGAGCCUAGAAACGAAUGGUAUUUUACUGACACUGACAUUAAUUUUAUUUAAAAAAUAUUCAAAAGUGAAAAAUAUCCAUCUCGAGGAAGCUAUAGUUUAAAUGGAUUAUUCCUGAAGAUAACCUACAUCACAGUAGUAGGCCUGGCCUAUAUCUUAUAAUAAUCAUGAAUUAUUAUGUAGACAGUUCCGGUGAUGUAUACAAAUGUUAAGGGGUUUCAAGCAAGAAGUUCUGAAAUAAAAAAAGGAUUUUCAAGGUACGAGAAAGUUUUUCUUAUUAAAAAAGAAAAAUAG